Adineta steineri is the source of this 471-nucleotide messenger RNA. The record is from the annotation of a GenBank genome assembly. NCBI's taxonomy places the organism in Eukaryota, Metazoa, Rotifera, Eurotatoria, Adinetida, Adinetidae.
AUGUCUAUUAAAUAUGUUAGUAAGAAUUUAUUCUUAUUAAAAAGAAUAAUUCCAAUUGAAAUAAAUCGAACACUUUCAUCUACAUGUUAUCAUUGGAAAAUCUUAGGUAUUGGUGCUUGUAAGAAAUUAGCUAGUAAAGCACAAGAUAAUCUUCAAUCAUUAGGUUAUAAAAAUACAAAAGUUAUUGGAAUCAAUGAUACUAAAGAAAGUGAUGAAGAAUUUAUUAAAAAAUUAAAAGAAGAAAAAUGGGAUGCAAUAUCAAUAGGUGGUUAUGUCAAUGGAUUUGAUCUUAAUUUUUCAAUUAAUGAUAAUAAUGUACCAAAGAAUCGUGAAGAUAUACUUAUUUGGUUUAAUCGUAUUUUAAAUCUUAUUCAUGAACAAGCACCAAAAUCAAAAAUAAUUUUAGUUAAAUCACCCGAACAUAUCCAUGAAGGAAUUCAACGAAUUAUGAAAAAGAAAUCAAACGAUUAA